AUGCGCGCAUUGCGCCAGCGUGUUACACGCCGUAGCAACGCUCCUGAAAAGCUCCCACCAAUGGAGCUACGGGACCUGCCUGGCCGGAGCCCCCCGCGCAGUCGGCCGGCCGGCAGAGCGCCUGGCGAGCGGCGCGGGGGUCCAGGCAGCAUGCAGAGGGCGGCGGCGGCGGCGUCGGGGGGCCGGCAGAAGGAGCGCCUCUACAAGCUGCUGGUCAUCGGCGACCUGGGCGUGGGCAAGACCAGCAUCAUCAAGCGCUACGUCCACCAGAACUUCUCGCCCCACUACCGGGCCACCAUCGGCGUGGACUUCGCCCUCAAGGUCCUCCCCUGGGACCCGGAGACCGUGGUCCGCCUCCAGCUCUGGGACAUCGCCGGUCAGGAAAGAUUUGGCAACAUGACCCGGGUGUAUUACCGAGAAGCGAUGGGAGCGUUUAUCGUCUUUGACGUGACAAGACCGGCAACUUUUGAAGCAGUAACCAAAUGGAAAGAGGAUUUAGACACUAAGUUGACUCUCCCCAGCGGCAACCCCGUGCCGACGGUUCUCUUGGCCAACAAAUGCGAUCAGGGCAAAGAGCUCCUGGUGAACAACGGCAUGAAGAUGGAGCAGUUUUGCGCGGAGAACGGCUUUGUGGGAUGGUUUGAAACUUCGGCGAAGGAAAACAUAAACAUCGAUGAAGCUUCCAGGUGUCUGGUGAAACAUAUCAUUGCUAGCGAGAGCGACCCAGUGCAGCCCGUUGAACCGGACGUCAUCAAACCCCACUUGAAUUCCUCCAAGCUUGCCAGCUGCUCAGCCUGCUUUAGACCCUGAGCGAUUUUCAAGCUGUUUGCGGACACAGGAA
Molecule: messenger RNA, 841 nt
Organism: Euleptes europaea (tarantolino)
Lineage: Eukaryota; Metazoa; Chordata; Lepidosauria; Squamata; Sphaerodactylidae
Gene: RAB38
Product: RAB38, member RAS oncogene family
Exons: 4
Coding region: 1-810 (269 amino acids)
Biological process (GO): endosome to lysosome transport; phagosome-lysosome fusion
Cellular component (GO): Golgi apparatus; phagocytic vesicle; late endosome
Molecular function (GO): GTPase activity; GTP binding
Source: RefSeq, a predicted model, not a curated record